This is a messenger RNA of Seminavis robusta, 2992 nucleotides long. The record is from the annotation of a GenBank genome assembly. Lineage: Eukaryota; Bacillariophyta; Bacillariophyceae; Naviculales; Naviculaceae.
CAAACAAACGCUGCUUCCACCUCUCACAAAACACCAGAGGCGAAGGUUGACAAGCAAACACCACGAAAGUAAACGCUACCUACCGGUGGUACGAGAGAAGAGACAAUGGUGAAGUUGUGGCCCCGAAGCAACAAGUCCAAGCGCGUUCCUGGACGCAUUCGAGUCGAUCACGCAGCAUACAACAACAACAACCAUGAAGUGGCGUCGCAUGGAGAAAGUUUGUUGUCGUCCGAGGCGACGGCGCAGUUGGAAGAGAUGCGUGGUGCCAUGACCAAGAUGGAGCGUCAAAUGUCGGCGCAAAAUAAGCAGGUGCAGAGCAUGAUGCAGCAACAAUCCCAACAAAUGAACGUGAUCAUGGCGACAUUGGAUACGUCUCACAACGAUGGCGGAGUGCAUGAGGAGGAUUUCCCUGUCGACGUGGGAUCCUACGAGAUUGAAUACGACAAGACCAUGUGGAGUGUCACCGGAGUUUCCUCUCGUGUGCCCAAACCCGACUAUGACUACUUUCCUGGUCUCAAAUGGGACGAGGCGGCACCCGAGAAUGGCAUGGCUCGAACCAACGAGGACAAGGUCGUUUCCUGUAUCAUCCCCUGCUACAACGAGGAAGGAAAGGAGUUGGAGCGCACGAUUCGAGGUCUCUCACGACAGAUCAUGCCCGAAGGAUGGAGAGUUGAAGCCGUGAUUGUGAUGGACGGAAUGUAUGCCAUGUCGGAAUCCAUGGCGGCCUACUUGUGCACGCUAUUCGGAGUUGACUUUGGUUCCGAGGACCCCACUGUGAAUCCCUUUGGAGUCUUCCCGGAUGCAAACACCAUCAUUGUCCAUCCGUUUGAUCAAGCGGCAGCCCAAACACGACGACCCGUAAUGGAAGGAACCGUUGCUGGUGGCUUUUCCCUCGUCGUCAAGCGAGAGAAUCGUCGCAAGGCCAAUUCUCAACAGUGGUGGUUGGGUCCUCACGCUUCUACCAUUCGAUGCAAGUACGCACUCGCGACGGACUGCGGGACUUACUUUGAACGCACAACGGCGGCUCGUCUCAUUGAGCGCCUUGACGAUGACCGUGCUCUUCAUGCUGUUACUGGAACCCAACGUACGAUGCCCGCUAGCAUUCAAGGAGACGGCGACUAUGAACUUUGUUACCGCCCCUUUCACUUUCUUCUUCGGCAGCUUCAGCGCUUUGAAUUCGAGGUGGAUAAUGUUUCGUUCAUGAGUGUAUACAAUUCACUCGGCGCCAUGCACGUCAUCCCAGGACCGUGUGGACUCUACCGAUACAACAAGCUUGGCAGCCUCACAGAAGGGUUGAUGUGUCAGUACUUUCAGCUUUUUUCAAGGUCCAACAAAGGCCUCAUCUUGGGCAACGUCGAGUUGGUAGAAGACCGAAUCCCUGGGACUCUAUUGGCAUUUCCUCCCAAAAAGAGCAGCAAGGAUCUCGACGUGAUGCCAUUGGAAGGAUUCGGGCGGACCGGACUUGUAGAUGAAGUCUUCUACAUGGAAGCUGAGAAGCCAUUGAGUCAAUUGGUCAAACAACGACGCCGUUGGCUGAAUGGUACCUUUGCCACAUACUUGUGGAUUUUACAAGAAGGAAUCAUCACAAACAGCAACCAGGAUCCCAUAGCAAAGGCCCUCAGUUGGUUCUUGGUGGUGUUGGGAGUCAUUCAAGGGAUGGUUGUGCGUCUCUUUGGCCCCGCACUGUUGAUCGUGUGGAUGUUUAGGUUUGGCCUGUUUGCUCCCGACUUGCUGCAUGAUCCAGAGAAGAUCUUUGACCCAACCAUCAGUCUCGCCGAGGUUGAAGUGCAACCAGGCCGCCUCCGAGAUGGCAUCGCCUUUGGCCUUGCCUAUUGGCUGCUCUAUGUCCUCUUCAUUCUUGGCCACACACCCAGGGCCAAGCCGAUCAACGAUGAAAUUGGCAUUGUGCGUUACACUGAGCCGACUCGCUGGAAGAACGAUUCUGGUUCUGCCUACCGACCCAUUUUGUUCCACCUUGUCCUUUGGGUCAACCUUAUUGUGACUCUUCUCUACGUUGUCAAUGCGAUAGGAAUGAUGGUGAUUUUGGGCUGGGAAACUCCCCUUGCAGUGCAGAUGCUGAUUGCUUUCUGCUUCUUACCCUUUGCGGCUGGAUUGCUGGAUGGUAUUGCAAAGUGCAAUUUCUCCGGAUUGUGGGCUAUGAUCCUCUCUGCACCCUUUGCGCUCCCUCUCAUGAUUACCCACACCAUUUGGCUACCUGCAUACGCCACUACACGCCUUUCCGACCUGUCUUGGGGGAACCGCUCACGCAAGUCCCUUGACGAGACCGAAAACGCCCUGAAGCGGGAAGCUGCUGGGCGGAAGGUAUCCCAAAUCCUUGUCGGCUUCAAUUCGGCAGUUGCCCUUUUGAUGAUUAUCCUCAUGCAGUUCUAUGGCAAUGCGUUCCCCGUCUAUGUGGUUUCCUACACAAUUGUGCUCUCGCUGACCUAUGCCGUGUCGUUCAUUGAGAUCUUUUGCCGGGCCCUGGGUUGCCUUGGAGGUGGUAGCUCCAGGGUUGUCGAACCGGAGCCCGACGAAGAGGCCUACCAAAAGCUUGAGGAUAAAGCCCCUUCGUCUCCAUCUUCCGGUGGUGUGAGCAGUUUUUGGUGUUGUCUGCGCAGUUCUGGUAGUGACGACACAGCCAACACUGCGCAAAGCAUCGAAUCGGUGGAACUCGGCAACCUUGGCAUUACUGGCAAAGAAAAUCCUGAGACAAACGAGAAUACUGCGGAAAAGAAGAAUCCUCCUGAAGAUGAGAUGAAUGAACACACUGCGGUCGAGGCACUCAUUUGAGAAUCUUUCUUUGUCUCCUUGCUUGAUGGUUUGGUUCGAGCUCAAUUUCAUCCGAGUCCACUCGGUUCAAGCACGCCCGAAAGAUGAACAAUCAACUUACUACGACGAUACGAAACCAAAUAAGUCUAGUAGUUACUCUUUUAGUAAGAGCAUUCCUAUAACAGCAUUGUGCCAAGUUCCUUGUAACUGCCCCUCUUGCGUG